GUUUAUAAUAGUAAUAGUAUUCUGUAUAACCUAUGGUAUCUACUGAAAGUAGGGAGUAAAUAGGUACCUACAUACUUUAUUUACAAUUAAUUAUUACAUAAAGUGACAAGUUCUAAAACAAUGAACCAUGGUGAAUGUAAUGAAAGGUGUCCUCGUUGAAUGUGAUCCGGCAAUGAAACAAUUCUUACUACACUUGGAUGAAACUCUUGCACUUGGUAGAAAGUUUAUUCUUCAAGACCUGGAUGAAACACACUUGUUCAUAUCAGCUGAUAUUGUGGAGACUCUACAAGCUCGCGUUGACGAUUUAAUGGACCAGCUCAGCAUACCCGUGCACGAUAAAGGAUUAUAAAUUACGAGUUGCUACAUCAAAAUGACCUCACGCGAAUCUGGAAGAGUCAAAGAUGCCGAGAGAAGAAAGGUUUUGGAUGAUGUGGCGAGAAAACGUCGAGCGAGAAAAGCAGUUGAGGCCCUAGAACAAGAUAACUUUCAUGAAGACCCACAUGCAGAUUUAGUUAUGUCAAAGAAGGU
Molecule: messenger RNA, 528 nt
Organism: Bombyx mori (domestic silkworm)
Lineage: Eukaryota; Metazoa; Arthropoda; Insecta; Lepidoptera; Bombycidae
Gene: Tfb5
Product: general transcription factor IIH subunit 5
Exons: 3
Coding region: 128-349 (73 amino acids)
Biological process (GO): transcription by RNA polymerase II; transcription initiation at RNA polymerase II promoter; nucleotide-excision repair, preincision complex assembly
Cellular component (GO): transcription factor TFIIH holo complex; transcription factor TFIIH core complex
Source: RefSeq, a predicted model, not a curated record